GAAAGUGUCACGUGAGUGAGAAGAAGCUCAAACCUCAAAGCAUACCUUUGUUUAAAGUUAAGACAAAGGGAAGAUCUACAAUUGCUGUGACCCUCUUCCGACACAAGAGAGAGGAACAAAGUAUUUAGUAGCAAGUAGCAAGAUCAGUGAGCAGAAGCUUGCUUGGGCUGUUGACCGACCUUCUUUUUUAAUUGGAGAAAUUCACUUAAAGCAACUCACUUUCAUUCCUUAGAUUAUUACAAUACAAAUCCCAGAUCCAAGGGUGCUCACAGUUUAUGUGAUUUGAGACACAUUCAAUCAUACCACAUUUCAUUUAAAAUGUGAUUUAUGUGACUUUUGAAGCAAUUAAGGAAUGAAGAAGUGGACAGGAGGUGUAUUGAUCAUAGGACUUGCUUGUAUAUUACUUGUUAGCUAUAGUUUUAUCCAAAAACAACCCGAAAAGCAAUCUUCAUAUGAAUUCUUCCAUCCUAAUCAAGAACACACCAAUUUUAGUAACUCAGAGCAACCAAAAGGGGAAAAGUUACAAACUUUUGUUAAAAGGCCACGCCUAGUUAAUCUUGAUGGACUCAAUUAUCUCUUUAACUCGACUCACAUGCCUAAAGAAGAAGAAGGGAAGCCAUUGUUGGCAUGGGGGCAAAUGCGUCUUUUACUUUCUAGAUCGGAUUCUUUGCCCAUGACAGCUCAAGGGAUUAAAGAAGCAGCUGUGGCAUGGAAAGAACUACAGUCUACAAUUGAUGAAAAUAGAGCCUCUAAGUUUGUUCAUAAUAAGGAGAGGAAUUGUAGUUUUUCGGUUAUUUCAAUGAAUAAUGCUACUUCUUUCUCUAUACCUUGUGGACUUAUUGAGGAUUCUUCCAUUACUGUUAUUGCUAUACCCAAGGGGAAUCAAGAUGGAUUUCAAAUUGAAUUUGUGGGAUUGGAAGGGAAAGAGGAAGCGGAUGUGAUUUUGAGCUAUAAUGUGGUUUUAUCGGGAAAUAAUUUCACAAAGGAGCCAUUUAUUGCUCAAAAUACAUGGACUUAUGAAUUUGGAUGGGGUAAAGAGGAAAGAUGUCCUAGUCAUGGGUCUCCAAACAAUGCAAAAGUUGAUGGACUUGUAAAGUGUAAUGAACAACUUAUGGGAAGCUCAUUGGAAGAAAACUCAACUUCUAAACAGCUUAUUGUUAACAAUAAGAACAAAUCGAGUAAUGGUUCAGAUGUAAGUGGACAUGAUAAUCAUAUGGUUUCAAACUUUCCAUUUUUGGAUGGAAGUUUGUUUACUGCUACAAUUUGGGUGGGUGUGGAGGGAUUUCAUGCCACUGUAAAUGGAAGGCAUGAAACAUCUUUUGCAUAUCGAGAGAAACUCGAACCAUGGUUAGUAAGUGGGGUUAGAGUGAAAGGUGGCUUACAUAUCAUAUCCACCUUGGCUAAAGGCUUACCAGUGUCUGAAAAUCUUGACAUGGCUAUUGAUCUUGAGGAGCUCAAAGCUCCAUUGAUAUCUAAUAAAAGCAAGAGGCUUCUGUUAUUGAUUGGAGUUUUUUCUUCUGGGAAUAAUUUUGAAAGACGUAUGGCUUUGAGAAGAUCAUGGAUGAAAUAUGAAGCUGUUCGUUCUGGAGUGGUUGCUGUUCGUUUUUUCAUUGGUCUUCACAAGAACAAGGAAGUUAACUUUGAGCUAUGGAGAGAAGCUCAAGCUUAUCAAGAUGUUCAAUUGAUGCCCUUUGUUGAUUAUUACAGUCUACUAACUUUGAAAACCAUUGCAAUUUGCAUUAUGGGGACGAAAAUUUUCCCGGCAAAAUAUAUAAUGAAAACAGACGAUGAUGCUUUUGUGAGAGUGGAUGAGAUUCUUGCUAGUCUUAAAACCAAGACUUCAGAUGGCCUCUUGUAUGGUCAAGUAUCCCUUGAUUCCAAACCACAAAGAGACAAAGACAACAAAUGGUAUAUUAGCACUGAGGAAUGGCCACAUGAGUCAUACCCUCCAUGGGCACAUGGUCCGGGAUACGUGAUUUCAAGAGAUAUAGCAAAGUUUAUUGUCCGAGGCCAUCACGAAAGAAGCCUCAAGCUUUUCAAACUAGAAGAUGUUGCUAUGGGUAUUUGGAUUGAAGAGUUCAAGAAACAUGUUCGUGAAGUACAAUAUGAAAAUGAUGAACGGUUUUACAAUGCUGGGUGUGAGCCAAAUUACAUACUUGCCCAUUACCAGAAUCCAAGAAUGGUUUUGUGUUUGUGGGAGAAGAUGCAGAAAGAACACAAACCUGAUUGCUGUGAUUGAGAUUUAGAAAUUUAGAAUCACUCUUGAGUCUUGAAUGUAACAUGCUUUGUUGUUGUAAUUCAUUCUUGUGUUGUACAUUAUGCAGAAGUGGUGGUACGUUUGGCAA
Molecule: messenger RNA, 2345 nt
Organism: Lactuca sativa (garden lettuce)
Lineage: Eukaryota; Viridiplantae; Streptophyta; Magnoliopsida; Asterales; Asteraceae
Product: Galactosyltransferase family protein
Cellular component (GO): Golgi membrane
Molecular function (GO): galactosyltransferase activity; carbohydrate binding
Source: RefSeq, a predicted model, not a curated record